AGUGCCGGAGUUGCCGCCCGGCGCCGCCGCCGAGCGCGGGCGAAAGUUGCGCUCCGGGAGCGCUCCGGGAGCGCGGCGGGGCCGGCCGGACGCGCUCCCUGCUCACCCCCGGCCCCUCGGCCCCAUCCCGCUGCUCAGCCCGCGCCCGGCAGCCGCUCCCAUGCGGCGGAAGCAGAAGCGGCUGCUGCAGGCGGUGGGGCUGGCGCUGGCCGCCCUCGUCUUCUUGCCCAACGUGGGGCUCUGGUCCCUGUACCGCGAGCGGCAGCUGGAGGGCGGCGGCGCGGCCGGCGGGGACGGGGCGGCCGCCGCGGGGGCAGCGGCCGGGGAGGCGCCGGCACCAUAUGUGAGGCAAAAGAAAGACCCUUACUUUGCUGAUGGACAAAGGAAAAAGGACUGGCAUAACAAAGAAGCCAUAAGGAGGGACUCUGAGCGUGUAGGAAAUGGAGAACAGGGAAAACCUUACCCAAUGACUGAUGCAGAGCGAGUGGACCAGGCAUACAGGGAAAAUGGCUUUAAUAUCUUUGUGAGUGAUAAAAUUUCUCUGAAUCGUUCCCUUCCAGACAUCAGGCAUCCAAACUGCAAGAACAAGCUGUACCUGGAGAAGCUCCCAAACACCAGUGUGAUCAUCCCGUUCCACAACGAAGGCUGGUCCUCCCUGCUGCGGACGGUGCACAGCGUCCUGAACCGCUCCCCGCCCGAGCUGGUGGCAGAGGUCGUGCUGGUGGAUGACUUCAGUGACAGAGAGCACCUGAAGAAGCGCCUGGAGGAUUACAUGGCGCAGUUCCCCAGCGUGCGGAUCCUGCGCACCAAGAGGAGGGAGGGGCUGAUCAGGACCCGCAUGCUGGGGGCCUCGGUGGCCAUCGGGGACGUCAUCACCUUCCUGGACUCCCACUGCGAGGCCAACGUCAACUGGCUGCCCCCUCUGCUCGAUCGCAUUGCCCGAAACCGCAAGACAAUCGUCUGCCCAAUGAUUGAUGUUAUUGAUCACGACCACUUCGGAUAUGAGACUCAGGCUGGAGAUGCAAUGCGAGGGGCGUUUGACUGGGAGAUGUAUUACAAGAGGAUCCCUAUUCCUCCUGAGUUACAGAAACCUGAUCCCAGUGAUCCCUUUGAGUCUCCUGUAAUGGCUGGAGGACUGUUUGCAGUCGAUAGAAAGUGGUUCUGGGAGCUGGGAGGGUAUGAUGCAGGUCUGGAGAUAUGGGGAGGAGAGCAGUAUGAAAUAUCCUUUAAGGUGUGGAUGUGUGGAGGUCGCAUGGAGGACAUCCCUUGCUCUAGAGUUGGUCAUAUCUACAGAAAGUAUGUUCCAUACAAGGUUCCCACGGGAGUCAGCCUGGCAAGAAACCUGAAGAGGGUGGCUGAGGUGUGGAUGGAUGAAUAUGCAGAGUUCAUUUACCAGCGCAGACCCGAGUACCGGCACCUCUCUGCGGGCGACGUCGCCGCUCAGAAGGAGCUGCGCAACAACCUCAACUGCAAAAGCUUCAAGUGGUUCAUGAACGAGGUCGCCUGGGACUUGCCAAAGUUCUACCCACCAGUGGAGCCUCCAGCAGCUGCCUGGGGAGAGAUACGCAAUGUGGGAACUGGCCUGUGUGUGGACACUAAGCAUGGAGCCCUGGGAUCCCCACUGAGGCUGGAAAACUGCGUGAAGGACAGAGGAGAGGCAGCAUGGAACAACGUGCAGGUAUUCACCUUCAGCUGGAGAGAGGACAUCCGUCCAGGGGAUCCUCAGCACACCAAGAAGUUUUGUUUUGAUGCCAUUUCCCACAGCAGCCCUGUGACCCUCUAUGACUGUCAUGGAAUGAAGGGGAACCAGCUCUGGAGAUACCGAAAAGACAAGACCCUCUACCACCCAGUCAGCAGCAGCUGUAUGGACUGCAGUGAGAGUGAUCGAAAGAUCUUUAUGAAUAGCUGCAAUCCUUCAUCUCCAACACAGCAGUGGAUAUUUGAACACACAAACUCAACCAUCUUGGAGAAAUUUAACAGAAACCUUGAUCUUUAAAAGACUGAGAGAAAAAAAAAAUAUAUAUAUAUAUAUUUUACAAUUAUAGUUUUUACUGGGGAGGGUUACAAAAAAAUUUUUUAAUACUUUUUUUUAAACACUUAAUGAAGGUAAAAGGGAGAAUCUCAGGAGAAGGUUAACUAGCAGGCCAGUCUUUAUUGCAAAGAUGCUGCAUCCUUCUCUUCUGGGGAUGGUGGAAUUUUAAAGGCUUUGCCAGAGCCACUUCUGUGCUGAGACUGAACAGAAACUCUGUUUUUAGAGGAGUCUGAAUGUGUUUCAAAUGGCGUUUUUCAUUUUUUACCUUUUGUGUUUUAUUUCCCACUGGGGUCUAGUGUUAAAUGAUUUUGUUAUCCAGGACCCUGCAGGACUUUUUGUAGCUGCUAUACCACCCACUGAAGCAUUCCCAAACAGGUGCUUUAUCUUCCAAACUCCAUAUAAGUAAAAUAUUGAAGACAAGAUUUAAGCCUCCAAUCAAAAAAAAAAAAAAAAAGAAAAACCCCAUGAAAUGUGUAUUUUUUUGCCCUGAACCAAAUAUAUUUCAAACAGGUUGAGUAUUAUUACUUUCCAAAUCAUAGCUCUGAUGAAGGAAUGAGCUCUAGUGGAAGUGCAGCCAAGUGUUGGGAAUAUGGCUGUUGUUAUUAGCCAUGAGGAAUCUGGGUUUCUGGUCCAUUCACUUUGCAGUCAGUUUGUCACUCACUGUUGAAUCUUCAAGGUGAAAGAUUAGCAGAGGGUUUUUUAAUAAUCACAGUUCUUACAGAUAAAGACUUUAUGCUAAAAGCCUUUGGAUAUCAGAUUCCAAAUUUGCCUCAUAUAACCUUUUUAGCACACACAUCUCUAGGAUUUCUGAGUUAAAUCUACUGCAUGAAGACAAUUUCCAUUUUUCCUAGUUUGAAGGCUAAGUUAAUUUACAGUUGGUGUGAGCAGAUUAAUUCAGGAUAAUAAAUUCAGGGCUGAGAUUAGCCGUUGGUCUUUAUCUGUUUGUUCAUCAGUCUGUAGUUUCUUAAGUCCUGUGGUCAGUGGUGUUCUAGCCUUGUGGAAACGUGCUAAUUAAUCUCUCCUCAUUUCCCAGCACCCACAGCACUGUGCAGUUUACUGUGACUGGAAAUCUAUUUGCUUUAGCAGAGAUGUGGGACUGAUUGACCCAUUUUCCUGGUACCCUCUCUUUUGUGCAGUGAGUGAGCAGACAAGGUGUUACCCCUUCUGCUUUGGCUGUGGGAUCUGCCAGACAGUGAACCAGGAUUGUCUCAUCCUAGGAGCUGGAAUGUACUGACACUAAAGAAUGAAUGGAGGAUCAUUGGUUCAAGUCUAUCUGAAGCAAGUAUUUUUAAAAAAUCUGGUUUCAAAUGAAGUUGUUGCAAAAACACAUUUACUGGUUCCCCUGACUUAGUCUUGUACUGAAGGGAGCAGUGACAUUUUCUGGUAAAAGCUGUGAAUGAUGACGCAGUGAACAGAUGCUGUGUAAAUUAAUAAACAGGAUUCCUUUGCCAGGAAUUGCCCAGCUCCUUGGUUUGUCCAGCUGCCCAUGCAGGGGUGUUGCAAGAGUAGGUAGCAGGCACCCAGCUCUGGGGUGAUGGGGAUGGGACCCCUGUGGGAUGCUUGAUGAGCAUUGCCCCUCCUCAGGGGCAGGAAAGCUCUGCUCUGGGGUGUUGUUCAUGUGAAGGCAAGGAGUUGCUACCCUAGUGUCCCAAAACAAGCAGGGUGGCUCCCUCUGCAGAGCUCCAGAAGCAAAAAGCCCUUUUGUUGCCAGUUGUAGGGUUGUGUCCCGUGUUUCAGAUGUGUUGGAGGCCAUGUAGUGCCGUGCCUGGCAGCUGGGAGCAAACAAGGACACAGCUGCCUGCCCCCAAACUCUCCAGGAUUGUGUAGGAGGCUCAGAAUCGUUUCCACCUGUCUGAUCCACACCACUGAGGCCACGUCUGACCCUUCCUGCCAACUUAGCUGGUCCAUGCAGUCAUGGAGAACAGGAAACAUGGCCACUGCAUUUGCAGCUGGGACCGGACUUUCCAGAUUUUGAUGUCUAAGAUUUUGGCAAUAAAGAAAGAAAAACAGCCCUAGACUUCCUUUAUGACAGUUCUGCAGCAGUAUUAGGUGGAAGUGAGACCAGCUUCAAGCAGAGUUGACAUCUUAUGUUCUCAGUUACUACAGUAUGUCUAUCAUUAGGAUCCCUUUGCAUUUCUGUGGGAGCCAGAGUCACCUUCCAGCACUUCGUGUCUGACUGCUGCUUUCCCUAAGUUAUUAAUGCUCUCAUUAGCAGAGCAGUGCUGACUGUGGAGCCACUAGAUGGCCUGACUAGAUGUCUUUAUGAAUGUUUUAAUGCCUGUGGAACAAGAAGCUGUUUGUCCAUGAACAGUGCUAGUUUUUUAUAACUGGGACACAAUCAGCAUAUUCUAUAAAUGGACUGUAGGUUAUUCUGCUUGCAGGUUGCAGCUUUGUGUGUCUUAGUUUUCUAAUGAGAGGAUUAGCUUCUGUUUCUAAACUGCAUGGCUUGCUUUGUACUUGGGCUCACCUUGUGAAGGGAGCCCUAGCUUGGCUCACUGGAUUCUUCCUUCAGGGCAAGCUGCAGCAAUGAACAGGUCUUUUACCACUUGGUGAUCUUAAUUUGGAGAGAAAGGUCAGCUCUUAGCAGCUUGCACCAACAGACUAGGCAAUAGUUGAGGCAAUUCCAUUUGACAACCCACCACCAGUACACAGAAACUGGAGAUUUAGUGGCAGUGGUUGUACCAGGUCCAUCUCAGUGUGGUUGAUCUCUCUUCUGAAGGUUUGGGAUCUGAGUGGGGCAAGAGCCUCACAAAUUCUGUACACUUCUGACUAGCUCACUGUGUUUUGAGCUAUUAAUUAUUUGCAUCAGUUACACUUUUCAGUACCCUAGAGGCUUUGUUGACUAAUGCAAAGACUUAAUAUUAGCCAACCAUCCACUGAUUGAGAAAUAUAAGGUGUAUUUUAUCAUCUGCAUCUUUAACUGAGCCUUUGCAGGGCAAUCUGAUUAAUUAUUUCAAUUACUUUUGGUUAUUUGUAAGCAAAAUCACUAAAGCAUGACUACAUAAUCAAAUCUUCACAUCUGCAUGCAAGUCAAGACUGGAGAUUAAAUACUGGUGAUUAUCGAAUGCCAAAUACAUGUUUUCAUCUUUUCCCCCCAAAGGUAUUGAAACACCCUCUUUUUGUGGCUGCAUAUGUUUUGCUGCUUUUAAGUAUCAGAAUCCCAGACAACAGGGUGUGUGUUAUGUUGCAUAAAAAUACUUUGAUUUGCUCUUGAAGCUGUUGUUGAUCUAUACUUGGUGCUAAUCUCUAAGGCCUACAGACAGUAAAUAGGUUUGGGGCUCUCAUGUGUGCAAGGUGUCUUUUCUCAUACCUAGGAAAUUAAUUCUCUUUUUCAAACCACAAUAGAAGAAAGUGUGAGCCUUCCUGAAAGGGGAAUACAGCAUCAUUAAAAUAAAGAUGUGCCUUUUUAAAUGUAAAUGUACAGCAAAUGCUUAAACUUGAACCAUUUCCUAGUGCCUUGCUGGACAAGAGAGAAGAGGAAAAGGGGUUGGGGGAUAAGGAUGUAAAAGAAAGCUUGACUCCUGCAGGGUUUGUGUGUGGGAUUUUUUUUUUUUAAUGUCUGAUUUUCAGUGCAAAAUUUGUGUGAACGACAGUAAUUCAGAAGCUCCUGGGUUCCCUCUGUUAAAUCGAUCUGGUUAAUGACUCUGGGGAGGUUUGUCACUCCUAAUAGGAAGACUUGGAAAGGCUGGCAGCUUCCUCUGGGUGUGUUGUAACAGCUGAAGCUGUACUGGAAGAUAAUCUUGGUUAGCUGCUGGAUGUUUCACCUCAUGGUGAAGGCUCAUGAUUUCACUGGCAUGCAGGAUCCUGCAUUUUAUUUUCUAUGUAUGCAAAAUACAUAUAGUCCCAAAAGCAUAUAAAAUCUGUAGCAGAAGUGUCUUUCAGAAGAAGUUGAUGCCUUCCAUCAAUAGGAAACUUUUUCAAGAGUGUAUUCAAAUCUCAAAUACAGAAGUAGCAAGAAAGCAAUUUCUCAGCCUAACUUUCCUCGUGGUUUGUUUUACAGCAGUCUGUUCACAGGGCUUUGCUUUCCUUUAAUACUGGAGUGUUCCAGUCAGCAAACUUUCCUUCUCCCUGCUGCACUGAGAUCAGUGACCUGAGAGUCAAACAGGCACCAGCAGCAUUGCAGGAGCACAGUGCUCUGGCGCUGCUGCAGGGCUGUGACAGCAGCUCUCCUGGCUCACAUCACCCAGGGGAGACAUCUCCUAAUAGUCAGAUUGGGCAAUCAUGGAACUGCCAGGUGAAAAGGGGGGAGAUUUUAUUCUAAAUUGUCUUUCAGGAUACAGACAGGGACUUAGAAUUGAUUGGAGAGAACAGCCAGCCUCUGGCAGUCAGCCUGUCACAGGAGCCCUGGUAAAGCCCUGUGUGAAACAGCCCAAGUGAUGCACCUUGUGUCCCACAUGCACUCCCUGCUGCUGGGGUUUGUGGAUUCACUGGGUGGUGUCACAGCAAAGGGCAGCUGCCUUGUGAGUCAGGAGCACUGGGUGCUGCUCCCUGGCUGCCAUGGCCUCUUACUCGAUCUUAAGCAAGGAAAGUCUAUGCUGCAGUUUCCCAGCUUGUGUAGGAUUCACCUUUAAGUGCUUUAUUUUCUGACCUAAUGAGUCUUGAGUCCAGAUUUUAAAACAAGCUGGAAAUCCUCACCUGGUUCAAUUGGAGAGAGAUGCAGUGGGUGGAGAAUGGGAAAUGAGAUCUGAAAUUGCCAUCAGCAUUCAACACAGAGUCAUCAAUUCAUUUCAUAUUCCUCAUUAACCAGUCAGAUUGAUUUAUUCACAUUAUAAAUUUGAAGUGUAACCAAAAUAAGCUCACCUCCUGCUCUGAUUUCUACUUUGUAGUGCCAUGCUUUAGCUUGGAGGAUCUGUAUAAAACUAGGAAUGAUAGAUCAUGGAAACCCUAACGAAAAGCCUGUGUCUGUUUUUGACUCUGCCUCUGCUAGCUGAGUACACUCCUUAAUUAACUGCAUUUGAGCUUUCUUGAUGCUUCUGUAUGACCCAAAAGGCUUCAAUGAUUCCAGCAGUUGUCAGUGAUUUGGGAGUUUUAUAUAAAGCCAUUGGAUCAAUGUGGUUUUAAAUAUACUGGUUCAACGCAUGAAGGAAAGUCUUAAUCCCUGGUAUUGAGCAAACAAAUGUGAACUUCAACCACAAAACAAGAUAAAAACUGAUCAAGCUAACAGCCUGAAACUUUAGCCCUCACAGUAACAGCAACAAAUAGCUUUAGCCUCUAGGGUGGAGAAGGGAAUUGGUUUCAAAAUGCAUCCUCUAGGAUCUCGGUGAUUAGGUCUAAGUUUGUCUGUACCUUGUACUGCAUGCAUUUCUCUGUAAAACUGGAUGGUGCCUCUUGAAUCAGUGUGUAUUUAUUUUGUGCGUAUUAGGAGCAACAGCCUAAUAUCUGGGGGUGGUAAAGGACUUGUAGCACUUUAAUGUAGUAGCUUUCAUAAAUUGGGAAUCAUUGAUAGAAUGCCUAGUGUUUUUAAAGUUGAAUGGACUUCCUUUUAUAAUAUAUUUAAAAUAAAUUUUUAAUGUGUUUUCUGAAAA
Molecule: messenger RNA, 7557 nt
Organism: Taeniopygia guttata (zebra finch)
Lineage: Eukaryota; Metazoa; Chordata; Aves; Passeriformes; Estrildidae
Gene: GALNT10
Product: polypeptide N-acetylgalactosaminyltransferase 10
Biological process (GO): protein O-linked glycosylation
Cellular component (GO): Golgi apparatus
Molecular function (GO): polypeptide N-acetylgalactosaminyltransferase activity
Source: RefSeq, a predicted model, not a curated record